AGAGUCCGCGCCCCUCGCAGCUGUGCGCCAUGGGCUUGGAGCUCUACCUGGACCUCCUGUCCCAGCCCUGCCGGGCCAUCUACAUCUUCGCCAAGAAGAACUGCAUCCCCUUCCAGCUGCACACCGUGGAGCUGCGCCAAGGUCAGCACCUCAGCGAUGCCUUUGCCCGGGUGAACCCCCUGAAGAAGGUGCCAGCCAUGAAGGAUGGGGACUUCACCUUGGUGGAGAGUGUGGCCAUCCUGCUCUACCUGGCACGCAAGUACAAGGUCCCCGACCACUGGUACCCCCAGGACCUGCAGGCGCAGGCCCGUGUGGAUGAGUACCUGGCGUGGCAGCACACCACCCUGCGGAGAAGCUGCCUCCGGGCCCUGUGGCACAAGGUGAUGUUCCCCGUUUUCCUGGGUGAGCCGGUGUCUCCUGAGCUGCUGGCAGCCACCCUGGCCGACUUGGAUGUGAACCUGCAGGUGCUGGAGGACAACUUCCUGCAGAACAAGGCCUUUCUUGCCGGGCCCCAAAUCUCCCUGGCCGACCUGGUGGCCAUCACGGAGCUGAUGCAUCCCGUGGGUGCCGGCUGCCAAGUGUUUGAAAGCCGGCCCAAGUUGGCUGCAUGGCGCCGGCGUGUGGAGGCAGCAGUAGGCGAAGACCUCUUCCGUGAGGCCAACGAGGUCAUUCUCAAGGCCAAGGAUUCCACACCUGUGGACCCCACCAUAAAGCAGAAGAUGAUGCCAGGGGUGCUGGCCAUGAUCCGAUGAGCAUCCCGCGCUGCCCCGGGCAGUUCACGCAAGCUCCCGCCUUUCCAGGGUCCCAGGGGAGGUGGGCACAGCAAGAAGGAUCUUGCCUGAGACUUAUCCUCAGCUCUGUGAGGCCAGGGCCCACCCCCACCCUUUCCUCCACAGCCUCCUGAAAGCCACCAUAAUGAUUAGCACACACUGCAGCUUGUUAAUUGCUCUGUAUCAAGCACAGAUAAUAAAUUUAGACUCAGCCUUGG
Messenger RNA from Ochotona princeps (American pika), 988 nucleotides. Its product is annotated as glutathione S-transferase theta-1. Gene Ontology annotation, molecular function: glutathione transferase activity. Gene Ontology annotation, cellular component: cytoplasm. The transcript is spliced from 5 exons. The record is from RefSeq and is a predicted model, not a curated record. Gene Ontology annotation, biological process: glutathione metabolic process. Lineage: Eukaryota; Metazoa; Chordata; Mammalia; Lagomorpha; Ochotonidae. Bases 30 to 752 code for a protein of 240 amino acids.